Messenger RNA from Dissoconium aciculare CBS 342.82, 1605 nucleotides. RefSeq lists its product as uncharacterized. The transcript has 7 exons. The coding region runs from base 1 to 1176 and encodes 391 amino acids. The record is from RefSeq and is a predicted model, not a curated record. Lineage: Eukaryota; Fungi; Ascomycota; Dothideomycetes; Mycosphaerellales; Dissoconiaceae.
AUGGUCCUGCUCUGGAAUGUCUUUCCAGAUCUGACGCCGCUCGACUGCGCUUCGUCAGAAAGCGAAUCACCUUCCCCGACCAAGAACCCACUUGGGGACGGCUUCUGCAAUGAUCUCUACCAGCAAGUUACCAAUAGUAGCAUUGCCAUCUCAAUCGGCGGUGCUAUUGAAGACCUUGUGUCUAAUAGUGGCGGCCGCCUCGCCAUCAUCCAAUUUUGGGCGCAAGCUCGUGACCGCGCACUCCUGAACAAGAUACCACCAUUCUCUGUCGAUGGUAAUGCCGGCUUCAGCCGAGUUUGCAUCGACGGCCUGGCCCCCGCCCACCCGACUACCACUACGCCACAGUACUACAACGACCCGCACGGAGCCAGCAGAGGGUCUUUUUCAUCGGGCUUCGGCAACGAGGUUUCAGAGCUGGCGCCCAAGGCAUCAGCUCCAUUUGCUCAACUUAAACAAGGCGGACAAGUGCCACGUGGACAGAUUAGGGACGGCUCGGGUCUUCCGCAACAAUCAGGCGAGGCCCCAACUGGUGGCGCACCUGGCGGCGGCCUCAACACUAAAACCAGCUGCUGGUUCAAGAUCAUGAGCAAUCAGACUGACCGAUACCUGACCAUACAAAACUCUGAGUAUGCCUUCGUAUGCCUCCAAGGCUACAACUCGGUUUUUAAGGCUUACCCGAUCAAGAGCGUCGCAGUUGGCUUCGCAGUGACGGGGGACAAACGUAACGGUAGAAAGAACGAUUAUUCAGUCAAGCUCAAGGCUGGCACUGAACUUUGGCGGUUCGAGGGUGUUCGUCCCAACGCUCCUCAGUUUCUGUCACGCUGUUUCGGAGCUGCCGACCUCUCACCUGCAUCCCGAUUAUCAACAGGUUCCAACCCUAGCUUAGCACGCUCAGCCGCUGCCCAAGCCACAAAGCCCUGGAGAACGUGCAAGCUAGGGUUGGGCCAGAGGAAGCUUUGUGCGAACGCUCGUCCGGCUGUGCCCCACCUCCCCGUCGGCCGACGCCCAAACGUCGCCAGCCGGCUGACAUUCCAACACACUGCCUGGGCACACGAUUAUUCCAUGUUUCCGCAUUACUGCCAUCCUAUUGGCCUCUCUUCGACGUGUCCCUCAGACGCCACAAAAUCGAAGCGGACCUAUGAUAUUAGGCCUGAAUUGGACAGCGGCUGCGACUAAGACGCUUCGUGUUCUCUCGACCAUGAUCUGUUCACGUAGACUGCUAAGCUAAUCUCGAGCAUUUCCGUGAUCCGUCGGCAGAUUCAUUCAUUGAAGACAACCUUGGAAGGGACUAAUUUGAAACGUUCUGACGUGAACCGUUUGGCUGUCCCUAGGCCACUAUCAAAGUAUAAGAUUAGAGUUUAAGCUUUUAACGACUGUCACAAUUUGGCACUAUCGACGCUGCUGCUUACGUGGCUCAGAACUCCAAAUCUCGUGGAUACCGAUACUGCUUUGUCGCUGUCAUCCGGUCGUACCCCAGGACAUGCGUGAGCUCGAUGUAUCAUAUGUCUCGUGAUUCUCUUCUCAUGAUCCCAGCUUUAGUGGCUGGCAACAUGAAUCCUGAAGAGGUCUCGAUUACGAAAACGUCUCCUGACGUAUCUCAGCGAC